Caenorhabditis elegans is the source of this 4238-nucleotide messenger RNA. It is a transcript of the gene dpy-26, whose product is annotated as Condensin complex subunit dpy-26. Lineage: Eukaryota; Metazoa; Nematoda; Chromadorea; Rhabditida; Rhabditidae. The record is from RefSeq and is marked reviewed. Gene Ontology annotation, cellular component: nucleus; chromosome. Bases 46 to 3837 code for a protein of 1263 amino acids. The transcript is spliced from 10 exons.
UCUCCUGCUUUCUAUUAUCUAAAAUUGUGUUUUAAUUACAGGGAAAUGGAUGUACCAUCAUCCAGCAACGUCACUGGACGCAGAAAAAGACAAGUUCUAGAUGAUGACGAAGAUGAUGGCUUCAGAUCUACCCCAUUGCGUAAAGUUCGAGGAACUAAAAAAAUUAGGCCAGCGGAUGUGGUGCCAGAAACAAUUAUGACAAAAAUUGGCGCCCAUAUCGACGAUAUUGUGAAUAAGAAAAAAGUUGGAGAGCUCAACUGUUUCGAAUAUAAAUCGCCGCUUGAAAUUCAUACAAUCGAAGAUAUGAUCAAAGCAAAAGCUUCAAUCCAAGAGAUGGCAGUUGUGCUCGAAGGAGCUCAGUGCAUUAUUGGUUAUCGAGUCGAUCGGCUUCACCACGACGUUCGACAAAUUGAUUCAGCUCUCUCGAGUGGAACUGUUAUGCGAGAUUCAAAUGGUGAAGAAAUUCAUUUAACACUGGAAAGCAGAAAAGCUAAAAAGAAAAUGGCUGUUGUUGACGGAAUGAAUGGAAUGCUCGAUUUUCUCAAUAAUAUGGAUGAUGCUCUGACAACCACCGAACUUGACGCAGACAAUGAUAAGAAUUGGAAAGAAGAUGAGGAAAAUAUUGCCGGAGAGCCACGAAUUGAUUUCAAAGCCAAUUCCAAAGAUGUUGACGCAUUUCUUCAAAGAGACAUUUUCCCCGAAAAACUCAUUUAUGCAUUGUCAAUCAAACGAGCAACUGAUCUCAGAGCUGACCUUCUCUCUGAUGUUUCCAAUUACAUAAGUGCUGAUGAUACGGCUCAUGAUCUGAAAGACGCAAAUAUCGAUUGGCUGAGAGCUAACCCGACAUUUCAAAAGGCAACGAAAGGAUCCGUGUGCAAUUCAUCAAACUCGUUCCAUUCUCUUAAUUAUUAUGGAAUUCAUUCUCCCGAUGGACGAACUCUUAUGUUGCAUAAUCGAAUUGCCGAUAAGAAUGCUGAUGAUCGGUUUUUCACGUCCGAUGUGUCUGUCUCACUUGUAAAAAAUACACGAGCUCUCCUCACCAAUUCAUUAGACAAAAAGCCACGAAUUCUCGACAACUACUUGAUGCUCGAAGUCAAAGAUCGCCCAGUUAUUGGGAGAUACAAAAUAAUGUCAAAGGAUGUGAAGAAGUCAACGCUACCAUUGGCGGAAUCGUCUCGUGAGAAAGAUCUCGCCAACUUGACAUUCGCAGAGAUGAAUCAUCGGCCUUCAAAUCUGGAUAUGACGGUGGCAGGAGCAUCGGAUAUGUCAAUGCUUCCAGGAAAUCAAGGAUUACCACUCGCCCAGGGAGAAAACGAUGAGACGAUCGCUCUAGAUAGGCUUACACCUCCUCUUCAGUCGUCUGUGUCACAGAAAGCGAGUGACGAAUAUGUUCUUCCACCUCUUGAAGCUAAUGAUCUCGAUGAGCAUCUCAUUGGAAAACUGCCAAUUGAGCCGAAUGAAAUGGAUCAAACAUUAGCCAACAUGUUUGAUAAGAAGCUGGAAGUGUUCAACACAUCUGAUACACUUGAAUCAAAAGUCUGGAAAAAUGGAAUACGUGCAGAAGAAUGGGGUGAAGAUGAUGAGGCAAUUAUGAAGAAUGACACGAAACAUCCACGUCAGGCUGGAAUCGAAGGUUGGAUUAAGGCAACUGAUGCAUGGACCAACUAUGAUGUUGUAAAAAUGAAUGUAAAUCGAGAAGCUCGUUCUCAAUUGGAUGAAAAUGCGAUUGACGAGCAAGAAUCGUAUAGAAAUAUGGUUCCGGAAAUUGGAAAGAAUUUGUUCUUGGUGAAAUCGGAUGAUUAUAUGAAUAACUAUCCUGGAGAUCGUCCAGCAGACUUCACAGUGAAUGAUGAAGUGUCUGAUGUGAUGAAAAUGUGGUCUGGUGAGGAUAGUACAGCUGAAGAUGAUGUUCCGUUAGAACAAAUUCAACAAGAAAUACGGGAACAAGUGCAACAACAAGAUGUUGAUAUGGAGCCUAUUGAGGAAAUGGAUUACGAUGCCGGCGGUGCUGCUUUUGAUGUAGACUUUGAUGAUCGACUUGCAGCUCCGGUUGAAGUUGAGGAAAUGGAAGGAGAUAAUAAUAGAAAUGAUGGAAGGGUGGCUGAUAUUCUUUUUAAUGAGCAGAUGGAUGAAACUGAAGUAGAAGAACGAAAUGAGCAAGAUGUUCAACGGGAGCUUGAGGACAUUGCACUUGCAGCCGAUGAAGUUGCAGAGUUGAUGACUUCUGCACCACCGCCACAACUUGUUGGACCAUCUGCAGAAAUGCGUGAAGAGAUUCAAAAUAUCGGAAAGAACGACAAUGCUCAUUGGGUUCCACCAGUCGUUGGUGAUCAAGAGAGACAAGCAGCGGUUACAGCACAACGGAAACGGCGAGAAAAGAAAGCGAAGAGCAGAAAAGCCACUGUCGAAGAUUUCGUUCAUUACUUCCGUGACAUUCCUGAUGACGAGAUUGAACGAGAAAUUACUGCUGCAAAAUGCUCUAAAAUUGCUGAUGAGAAGAGCACUUUCCUUUCGGAACAACAGUUAUAUCUUCCAACUUUGGGAAUUGAAAACAAGCCGCAUGUCGCUUUUGAAAUGGGUCUUCUCGGUAACAGCGGGAUGUUCUUCAAGAAAUCAUAUGGGAAAAUACGACUCGAACGUGUCAAAAAUCAAAAGGCUGAGCAAGAUUUGUUCAUUGAUGAAGCCAGAGGAAACAAGGAUUCGGAUUGUCUCAAUUGGCUACUUUCAUUCAGUGGAUUCAGGUGCAUGGAAAAUCCGGAGCCUAUCACUGGCUCUGACUCGGACGAGAAUCUACGAACUGCCGUAGAGCAACCGUUUGAUGACGAUUUUGCCAACGAUUAUUACGACGAAGACAGAUACGAUCCAAACUAUGAACAACAACUCGCUGCUGCACAAAUGGGUCCGGAUAUGCAGAGGAAACUAGCCUUGACCGCAAGUCACAUUAAUCAAAUGUUCCCGAAUAUCCAUUCCAAACGAUACGGUGGUGAAUACGGAGAUUCAGAUGAUGAAUUUGACGAUUCAUUCGAUCGCCAGUCGAUCCAGGCAAAGAAUCUUGACGCCGCCAAGCACAAGAAGUGUCUCGCUGAAAUUCUGAAGACUGAUAGUCUAUCGAUGCCUUCAAUUCAAUAUGUUCUGGAGCAGUUGACAUCUAAUCAGACUCUACGAAUGAAUAAUACAACUAUCCGAGCUGCCGAUGAUCGUAAUGAAACCGGAAGACCUGCAACACCGACAAUGGAGGCCGACAAAACGUUGACGUCAGUGUUUGACUAUAGAUCACCGAACAAAUCGAAUCACGAUGUGAACGAAACGAUGAAGGCACUAACAGAGAUGCCAGAUUAUCAAGCAGCAGAUGAGCGUCCCAAUAAUCAACCAACUACAUCUACAUAUGGAACUGCUAACACUGAAAAUAGAAAAGUGCAUAUAAAUGGAUGCCAUACACUUCUUUCGUUGGCACUUUCAAUGCCUUCCAGAAUGGGAGAGACUGUUAGGCCCUCGUCUAUCGUCAGCUUCCUAUUGCAUAUUGCCAAUGAAAAUAACUUGCAAAUUGUUCAAGAUCGAUCAAAGCGAUCCUGGAUGUCUGAUUUCAUUGUUCUCAAUUCAAGUGAAAGCCUACCACGUGGUCUGAAAAUGGGAAGAAUCGAGGAUCAAGACGAGUUCUGGAAACGAACUCAAGAUCCGGACGCCAUCGAGGGUACGGCUAGCGAUGCGAAUAAUGUGUUCUCGAAUUUGAUGCGACGUCCGAAGGCAGUACCAGUUCGUAAAGGUCGUGGAGCAGGUGGUCAACCUACAACAAGUGAUCUCGGAGCAAUCGUAGAAGAAGAAGAAAUGGAAGAAUAAGCAUACUUUAUUAAAUUUCUCCAUAAAAAAUCAUUUAUUUUCGGUAUCAAAAUUGAAUCUCAGAAUCCACCCAAUUCGAUGUAUUUAUUCAUUUUAUCUCUCAUUUCUCGAAACUCGAAGUUUCUUUAUUUAUUUUUCUCUCUCUGAAUUGAGUACCCCGACACCAAAAAUUUUAAGUUUUCUGUCAAAUCACUCUUUACAAUGAAUAUUCAAUAUGAUAUUCGAGCCAUAAAACUUGUAGAAUUCUAGGGAUACAAAGACCCUUUCUGAUUCUUCCGAAAAAGCAUUCACUGAUUCCAUAAAAAUUACGAAUUCAGAUGUAUAGAAACGGGAUCCGAUGGAUUACCACUAGCACGGCGGCUCUGAAGGGACCCAGAAAUUAUGUGAAUCGAAAAACGGGA